UCUCAAAAUCCCAACAAUUCUCAAAAUCCCAACAAUUAUCAAAACUCCAACAAUUAUCAAAACCCCAACAAUUAUCAAAAUCCCAACAAUUAUCAAAAUUCAAAUCAAUUUUUCAAUCAACAUCCUCAAAACACACCUAAUUUUGGUUUAACACCAAAUUUCAACCAAUCAUCCUUUGUUCCAAACUUUCAUCCAUAUUAUGGAACUAUGCUGAGAAAUUCAUCUCAAACACCCCCGUUUAAUGGUUACAUGCCGAUGGUUAAUGAAAUUUUUUCGAGUGGUGGUACAACUAACUUUCCCAAAUUUUCAACACAAAUAACUAUUGCUAAUGAAGAUUCAACUCCUAUGAGCAAGAAAAACCAUCAACCAUCAUGGAACACUGAACAAAAUUUGGUGCUAAUUAGUGGGUGGAUCAAAUUUGGAACAAGCAGUGUUGUCGGGAAAAACCAGAAAGGUGAAACAUAUUGGGGUCAAAUUGCUGACUAUUGUAAUGAGCAUUGCUCAUUCGAUCCUCCGCGUGAUGGAGUUGCAUGCCGAAACCGUUUUAAUUAUAUGAACAAAAUACUGAGUAAAUGGAUUGGCGCUUAUGAUGGCGCUAAGCGUCUCCAAGGAAGUGGUUGGUCCGAGAAUGAUGUUUUGGCAAAAGCGCAGGAAAUAUAUGCAUGUGGGAAGAAUGUUCGGUUCACUUUAAUUGAAGAAUGGAAUGCUCUCCGUGAUCAACCACGUUAUAGUAGUCAAUUAGGAUCUGGAAGUAGUGGAUCUAAGAGAUCUCACGAGAUUGCAUCUCAUGAUCUAUGGAUCUGGCAUGGAAAGACUCCAAGUGUGAAUUUCUAUGUGAAUCAACGUCCCUAUGAUAUGACAUACUAUCUAGCCGAUGGUAUCUACCCUUCUUAUCCAACAUUCGUCAAAUCUAUUAGACUUCCUCAAAGUGAACCCGAUAAGUUAUUUGCAAAAUAUCAGGAGGGAUGUCGGAAGGACAUCGAACGUGCAUUUGGAGUGCUUCAAGCUCGAUUUAAAAUCAUCCGUGAACCAGCUCGCUUAUGGGACAUAGCCGAUCUGAGUAUCAUCAUGAGGUCUUGCAUCAUAUUACAUAAUAUGAUUGUUGAGGAUGAGCGAGAUUCAUAUGCUCAACGUUGGACUGAUUUUGAGCAGUCUGAGGAAAGUGGAUCUAGUGCACCGCGACCAUAUUCAACCGAGGUAUUACCCGCUUUUGCAAAUCAUGUGCGUGCUAGAUCUGAGUUCCGUGAUAAAAAAGCUCAUCACGAAUUGCAAGCAGAUCUAGUGAAGCACAUAUGGACAAAAUUUGGAAUGUUUCAGGAUUAAAGAUGAGUUUCGUAUUUGUGUGUUGUUUCGUAUUUUAAGUUAGUUUGCAUCGUAUUAAUUAUGUAA
This is a messenger RNA of Trifolium pratense (red clover), 1389 nucleotides long. RefSeq lists its product as uncharacterized. NCBI's taxonomy places the organism in Eukaryota, Viridiplantae, Streptophyta, Magnoliopsida, Fabales, Fabaceae. The record is from RefSeq and is a predicted model, not a curated record. The annotation marks the transcript as partial. The transcript is spliced from 3 exons.